AUGGCGGCCGUCAGGAUCCUGGUGGCGUCGAGGCUGGCAGCGGCGUCCGCGUUCGCACCCCUCCCCGGCCGUCUGCGGCUGCUGUCUCCCGACGGUCAGAUGCCCCCCUCGCGCUCGGCCCUUCACGGCUCGGCGCCGCGACCUGGGGCUAAGGUCGCGGUGGUGCUAUCUGGAUGUGGAGUCUACGACGGUACUGAGAUCCACGAGGCCUCCGCGAUACUGGUACAUCUGAGUCGUGGUGGGGCUGAGGUCCAGAUCUUUGCUCCUGACAUCCCUCAGAUGCAUGUGAUUGAUCACACCAAGGGGCAGCCUUCUGAAAGUGAAACCAGGAAUGUUUUGGCUGAGUCAGCAAGGAUUGCCCGUGGCAAGAUCACAGACCUGGCCAAGCUUCAUGCUGCCAACCAUGAUGCCGCCAUCUUUCCUGGAGGCUUUGGAGCAGCCAAAAACCUAAGCACAUUUGCCGUGGACGGGAAGGAUUGCCAAGUGAACAGAGACAUCGCACGUGUGUUGACAGAGUUCCACCAGGCCGGGAAGCCCAUUGGCUUGUGCUGCAUUGCACCCGUCCUUGCAGCCAAGGUGCUCCGAGGCGUCGAGGUCACCGUGGGCCACGAGCAAGAGGAAGGCGGCAAGUGGCCUUACGCUGGGACCGCAGAGGCCAUCAAGGCUCUGGGCGCCAAGCACUGUGUGAAGGGGGUGGCCGAAGCUCACGUGGACCAGAAAAACAAGGUGGUCACAACGCCAGCCUUCAUGUGUGAGACAGCACUCCACCACAUCCAUGACGGGAUUGGGGCCAUGGUGAAGAAGGUGCUGGAACUCACCAGAAAGUGAUGCACACAGGACGACCAGUUCAGUGCCUGAACUCAGCUUCCCCUCCCUGCCACAUGAUUGGUGGCCACUCUCCGUCCAGCUGAGAAUGUGGCAGGGGUUUAUUUUUCUGCUUAAACCGGCAGGUGCCUUCUACCUAAGGAGGCAACACCACUAGCUAGGGGGUGGUUGGAACAUUUCAUUUGAGCUUGGAUGAACUUCCUUCUACAUAGAGGGAGUCAGAGGCAGCUUGAAUCCCUCAUCCACACAUUUUAUGUGUGCACAUGCUUACCAUUUGAGUUUGUCCACAUGGAUGUGUGCACAUGUGGAAAGGUGUACACUCAGGCAUUUACUUAGGGGUUUCCAUAAAAUGCACACACUUGCAGAUGUGUUCUCUGCCUCUAACAAGCAGUGUGACUCCCCCACUGUGUGUGUCCAGAAAACAAAUUAGAGCCAGCUUUUUCAGGAAGAGAAUUGUUCUUUAGUCUUAGGUUUGGAGUUUCAAGUUACUUAGGUCUUGGAAGAAAAAAAAAUUUAAGUUUGUAACUGCUAAUCAGGAAACCAGAAAUACCAUGUUUAUCGGAAAAACUGAUUCUCUGAUGUGAAUUUGUGCUAGUCAAACCAAGGGGAUUUCUAAAGUAGGUGAUCCUGUAGCCCCAGAAAACAAGUACUUACGAGUGGAAACUUCAUCAACUCUUGUUUCAGGCUUUCUGAAUCUGGUCAUGAGGAGUGUCAGUCUCGGAUCUCUUCAUCCAGGAAAGGGAAUCACAGACACUUAGCCUCAGUAGUUGUGGAAUGAGUUGACAGGCGUGGGUUUUACAUAGCAGAAUCCCACAGAUGAUGUGUAAAAGGGAAAUAAAGGAUGCUAUCCUGCGCUGGUCUUCA
Carlito syrichta (Philippine tarsier) is the source of this 1689-nucleotide messenger RNA. It is a transcript of the gene GATD3, whose product is annotated as chromosome unknown C21orf33 homolog. The record is from RefSeq and is a predicted model, not a curated record. Lineage: Eukaryota; Metazoa; Chordata; Mammalia; Primates; Tarsiidae. Gene Ontology annotation, cellular component: mitochondrion. Bases 1 to 828 code for a protein of 275 amino acids. The transcript is spliced from 7 exons.